AUGUCUGAAGUAGAAGAAAUUAAUUUGGAAUCAAAUAUCAAAAAGCCAAGACAUUAAAAAUAGCAAAAUUAAUCUAGGAACAUUAGAAAGCCUAAAAAUAACUUCAAUAGACAAAAAAAUAAUUCACAAAACAGAAAUAGAGAUAGAUAAAGAAAGAAUGAUUGGAAAUAAUAAAAUGGAGCCAAUACAAGAGAAUUAUACGAAAUUGAUAUCUACAACUUUCUAGCCAAGAAUUAGAUCUCUGACCUAAUAAGUGAUAUUAGAUCUAGAUGCGGGAAUUUGGUUAAACUUCACGUUAUUGCCAAUAAUAUACAAGAGAAUGAAGCUGAAACUAAAGUAGUCUUGAAGGCUUUUUUCAAAGAUUCAAAGUCAGCAGAUGAAUGCUAUUUUCAAUAUAAUGAUGCCAAAUUGGAUGAUUUAUCCUUAAGAACAGAACGCAAAUAUUGA
Molecule: messenger RNA, 447 nt
Organism: Paramecium tetraurelia
Lineage: Eukaryota; Ciliophora; Oligohymenophorea; Peniculida; Parameciidae
Exons: 3
Source: RefSeq, a predicted model, not a curated record